AUGAGGAACGCCAAAGACGCUUCAAUUCAGCCGAUCACCAAGUUCUUCACAACAUCUCUCCCUCAUCAAAACCUCAUCCAAUUCGAUCUUGAAACUCAGAGGUCACAUCUCACCCGCAAAUGCUCGGAAACAGGAGAAAUAAAAGUAGAUCCUACCACCAUCAUCAUACACCUGGCCAACAGGGACAAAUUUUGGCCAAUGGCCAUAAGUUCAUGGGCCUUGUACCUCGGCCCUGAUUCUAGCUAUAACAAAUCUAGUGUUAUGGUGUGGCCUGAUCUCGUUAGCGAAGGAGAGACAGAGUAUACAGAUUUUGAGCGGGCACUCGACGAAUUGUAUGAUUGUCUGGAUCCUGCCAUAAGACAGGUGAUCAUCGCCACAGACUCCUCAUCACUGGUUCAGCUCUGUACAAAAGACAUUCCUGAGUUGGCGAGGGACAAAGAUUUCCGGAGAAAUAAUCCGAUGGAAUUCCCUAUCAUCUGGGAAGGGCUCAACCCCAAUCAACUCGGCUAUCCUAGUGUCGGGCCGCUGGCCUUUCGCUUCUGGCUUGUGCCCAAAGAGUUGAAUCAGGAGGCACAGAAAAUGGCAGAAUACCUGAUUGAUCGCGAAGUGCAAAUGUUGGAGGCUGAGUCAAAAGCUGAAUUUGCUGAUAACAUGCGACGGAAACGGAGAGGGACGUUCGGAAGCGGGUUCAAUUACUAG
Messenger RNA from Fusarium fujikuroi IMI 58289, 699 nucleotides. RefSeq lists its product as uncharacterized. NCBI's taxonomy places the organism in Eukaryota, Fungi, Ascomycota, Sordariomycetes, Hypocreales, Nectriaceae. Bases 1 to 699 code for a protein of 232 amino acids. Gene Ontology annotation, molecular function: nucleic acid binding. The transcript has a single exon. The record is from RefSeq and is a predicted model, not a curated record.